AUGGCGACCUCUCUCCGCGUCGGCGUCCUUCUCGUCCCGCCAAUGCAACUCCUCGACGCCGCGCCCAUUGACGUCUUCGGCAUGCUGACCCCCGAAUAUCUCGAAGCAUGCGGCCUCCCCGCGCCGCUCACCAAACUCGCCAUCCCAGUCUCGAUCCACUACAUCGCCGCCUCCGGACCGGGCACCUAUGCGUCCAUGACCUCGUCGGCGUCUCUGCCCGUGACGGAUUUCUUAUCUUCGGAGGCCGUCCAACCAGGUCAUCUCGACGCGCUUCUCAUCCCGGGACCAGACCCGAACGUCGUGCCGGAUGACGAGGUCCUGGCGUUUCUCCGUGCCCACAGGGACGCCAACAAGACGGAUUUUCUCGUCAUAUGCACGGGGAGUUUCCUGGCAGGGUAUGCCGGCAUCUUGGACGGGAAAAGGGUGACGGGUCCGCGGGAAAUCUUGGGGCGAUUGAAGAAUAAGUUCCCCGCGGCCAAGUUCGUGGAGCGGAGAUGGGAGAGGGACGACAGAGUCUGGACGUCAGGUGGCAUCACGAACGGCCUCGACCUGGCGGCCGCGUAUUUGCACGCAAAGGUGCAGAAGGAACUCGCCGACUUAGUGUGUGCGAUGGCUGAGAUAGGCGAUCGCGGACAGGACUACGACAGUGGAAGGGUAAGCAAUGGGCUGUGGUGGAUCUGGUUGAUUCAACGGGCGUUUUUCAGAGGGAAGACGAAAGGCCCGAAAAGCGAGUGA
Molecule: messenger RNA, 735 nt
Organism: Cladophialophora yegresii CBS 114405
Lineage: Eukaryota; Fungi; Ascomycota; Eurotiomycetes; Chaetothyriales; Herpotrichiellaceae
Exons: 2
Coding region: 1-735 (244 amino acids)
Source: RefSeq, a predicted model, not a curated record